Messenger RNA from Aspergillus caelatus, 504 nucleotides. RefSeq lists its product as uncharacterized. The coding region runs from base 1 to 504 and encodes 167 amino acids. The record is from RefSeq and is a predicted model, not a curated record. The transcript has a single exon. Lineage: Eukaryota; Fungi; Ascomycota; Eurotiomycetes; Eurotiales; Aspergillaceae.
AUGACAUCAGCUGCAAGCGCACAACUUGGGAUCUCUGCUCUACAGCCCAUGGAUACUACAGCUUUGCUCACGAAGCCAUUAGACAUGGAGUCCUGCUUGCGUACAGUUAAAGAUGCCGUUAGAAAGCCCCAAAAGGUUCUUAAGCCUAGAGGUACUCUUAAGGCCCAGGUUGGGAUAAUUUUGGACCAGCGUAGCUAUCUUAGUGAGAGCCAACCACUGUCAUAUGGUGCGGUCGGCGAAUGUGCAGUCUCUUGGGGUAUCAAGCAAAGUGGAUUCUCUGAAGAAAAUUCGCUUAUUUGGCCUUUUCCAUUCACCCAGGAAAUAACCAAGCUAUCAACAUCUCUUUUCUUCAAGCAGAUGAAGCCAGAUGAUGCUAAUAUUAUUUGCAAAGCCAACAAGGGUCUUAUCCAAGCAAGCAACCUACGGAUCAUCACUAAAAGUGAUGCUGAAGUUACACGGCUCCUAGACCUAGGGCGCCAGAUUCGAGGAGUAGGUGAGUUUUAG